Molecule: messenger RNA, 2958 nt
Organism: Lentinula edodes (shiitake mushroom)
Lineage: Eukaryota; Fungi; Basidiomycota; Agaricomycetes; Agaricales; Omphalotaceae
Product: armadillo-type protein
Exons: 18
Coding region: 1-2958 (985 amino acids)
Biological process (GO): protein import into nucleus
Cellular component (GO): nucleus; cytoplasm
Molecular function (GO): nuclear import signal receptor activity
Source: RefSeq, a predicted model, not a curated record
AUGGAACCAGUCGUUCCUCCAGAAAUUACUGCAGAGUUGACCCAGAUUCUGUCAAAUCUCGUCUUGGGAGACAAUGAAAUACGUUCAAAUGCAGAAAAAGCUGUCAAUGAGCGGCUUGCUCAUGCGCCAGAUUUAUAUCUUUUGGCCCUGGCGCAAUUCUCUAUUGCUGCCGACACUGAGGUGAUGCGCUCUUUUUCCUUGGUCUUGCUCCGCCGUCUUCUUUUCCGUCCGGUCCCAACCCCAACUACACUCAGCAGCACAGACUCCGCUUCAAGCUCAACACCACAACCGGUACCCUCUUUCCAUUCCUUGUCCGCCCCUCGACUUUCACUGUUUGAUCAUCUUACUACUUCUGCACUCACCAACCUUGAACGAUUACUACUCCACUCACUCUCUCAUGAACCUGCAGCUUCAGUUCGCAGAAAAACGGUCGACACAAUAUCAGAUGUUGCUAAUCAAGGCAUGCUGCGAGGAAGACCAUGGCAUGCCCUCCAGGCACAAGUAUUCUCUAUGACACAAGCUACGAGUGCCACAAAUGGCGUAGCGGGCGAAGGUCUCAGAGAAAGUGCUUACCGAGUGUUUGCGGGAUGUCCGAAUCUAGUUAUGGAUUUACAGACGGAUGCAGUCCUAGGCGUGCUAGGGAAAGGCCUACGUGAUGAACAAAGCAUAGAUGCAUGUAGCCUCGCUUCAAAUUGUGUUCGAUAUGCUGCAUUGCUCGCGUCGGUCGCCUAUCUGUCGCAUGCCGAUUCACAUCAACUUGCUCAAUCCCUCUCGCUUAUGUAUCCUAUUUUGGACACCCUUCCACCACUAGCUCAUUCUAUCAACCAGCCAUCCGGCUCCGCUACUCUUACAUCCACAGAGGAUAAAACUCCAACGGCACACUUACAAUCGUUCCUCGUUGCCUUAACUCCUUUGUGCUCUGCUCACCCGAACCUUUUCCAUCCUCAUCUCAGUGCCCUGUUGACUUUUCUUCCACCAUUGUUGCUUGCCAAUACCGACCCUGGACCAACCCCCACGGUUCGCGCGCCUUAUCCUACAGGACUUGGUAGCUUCGCUACUCCCACAGGAAGUCCUUCAAGAGAAUCACCCGUGACCGAAACAGAAGAUGAGGAAGAGGGUCAAUCUUUACGGCUCAGUGCAUUGGAAUUCAUGUUAUCCCUAUGUGAGGCCCGGCCUAGUAUGUUCAAAAAAAGCGUCAAUGUUGGUCAAGGGUGGAUAGCUGUUAUGGUACGUGCUUGCCUGGAAGGAAUGGCAGAGUUGGAUGAGGAGAGCCCUUAUGGUACUCCAGGUGGAUUAUCGCGGUGGCUUGCUGAAGAUCCUACCACAUCUAGUGCGGCAGAAAAUGAUUCUCCUCCAGCCCUGUACGAACAGAGCUUAGACAGACUAGCUUGUGCGAUGGGUGGUAAAGUGAUUCUUCCUCCUUCGUUCCAGUACAUCCCAUCGAUGAUGGCAAAUUAUGAUUGGCGUUCUCGACAUGCCGGACUUAUGGCGAUUGCAGCGAUCGCAGAGGGAACAGGAAAGGUGAUGGCUAAUGAACUUGGAAGAGUCGUCGAACUGGUAGUACCAAUGUUCAAGGACUCACAUCCUAGGGUUCGUUAUGCGGCUUGUCAGUGUGUAGGCCAGCUAUGCACCGACAUCGAGGACAUAAUAGAGCAAUAUCAUGAACAACUGUUUGCAGUACUUAUUCCAGCUCUUGAAGAUCCUGAACCUCGUGUACAUUCUCAUGCGGCAGCCGCGUUGAUCAAUUUCUGCGAGGGAGUGGAACGCAAUACACUUCUCCCCUACCUAGAUCCUAUAGUGCAAAGACUCUUGAAACUUCUAAAUCCUGAGGCAGACCCGACGCAAGUUCAGAGACAUGUUCAAGAACAGGUCAUAACGACUCUGGCAAUGGUCGCUGAUGCUAGUGAAGCUACAUUUGCCAAAUAUUACCCCUCAAUAAUGCCACUCUUGAUAAAUGUCCUCCGGAACGCCAGCGGCGCAGAGUAUAGGAAGCUGAGGCUCAAAGCCAUGGAAUGUGCAGGGUUGAUAGCUAUCGCUGUGGGACGUGAAAUUUUCAGGCCAGAUUCGAAUACCCUAGUUGAAUUGCUUAUUCGAAUACAAAAGAGUCCACUGGACCCUCAAGACACUCAACUAAGUCAUUAUUUAAUGGGAACAUGGGCGAAGAUAUGCCAGGCUAUGGGGCCGGAAUUUGAGCCGUAUCUCCCGGCAGUCAUGCCCGACCUAUUGACAACUGCUAGUAUGAAGGCUGAUGUGUCGGUCUAUGAUGAAGACGAAGAAAAAGUCGAGGAACGUGAUGGAUGGGAAACUGUGAACAUGGAUGGUCAAACGUUCGGGAUCCGCACGGCAGCUAUCGAGGAAAAAUGUCAGGCAUUCGAGACAAUGGUGAUAUUCGCGUCCACCUUGAAUGCUCGUUAUGCUCCGUACCUGGCACAAAGCUUGGAAAUCACUCUUCCUGCUCUGCGAUUCUACUUCCAUGAUGGGGUGAGAGAAGCAUGCGCAUUGUUAUUACCGAUGCUCCUUCACUGCGGCCAACAGUCAGGAACACUCACGGAUCAGAUGAUUGCCGCUACUUUGCAGCAGCUCAUCAGUGUCAUUUCCGAUGAACAAGACUCAACGUUCUUAGCAUCCUUAUACAAGGCUCUUGACGACUGUGUAAAACUGCUAGGCGGACCCUCCGUGCUCAAUGCCGACUAUGUCAAUGCUAUUGUCCAGGCUACCAAACGCCAACUACACACUUUGGCCCAGAAACGUCGCAGUAGAGCCGCUCGGCCUUCCAGUUUCCUGGAUGAUGACAGAGAAGAUCUUGCUCUUUUGGAAGAGAUGGAAGAUUUUGCAUUGGAGGAGAUGGCCAAGGUUCUCAGUAUGCUAAAUUCUAAUCAUGAAUUGCUGGUGGCUAUUUCCAGUGUCAAGGAGCUCGGGACCAACCAAUAUCAGACUGAGCUUGAAGAGGAUGGUUGA